Onychomys torridus (southern grasshopper mouse) is the source of this 489-nucleotide messenger RNA. Its product is annotated as 60S ribosomal protein L23a-like. Gene Ontology annotation, biological process: translation; ribosomal large subunit assembly. Gene Ontology annotation, molecular function: structural constituent of ribosome. Bases 1 to 489 code for a protein of 162 amino acids. Lineage: Eukaryota; Metazoa; Chordata; Mammalia; Rodentia; Cricetidae. The transcript is spliced from 2 exons. Gene Ontology annotation, cellular component: ribosome; cytosolic large ribosomal subunit. The record is from RefSeq and is a predicted model, not a curated record.
AUGGAACCGGAAGUGAAGAAGGAAGUUCCUGCCCCUCCCAAAGCCGAAGCCAAAAUGAAGACUUCAAAAGCCAAGCAGGCAGUGCUGAAAGGCCUCCACAGCCACAAAGAAAAGAAAAUCUGCACAUCACCCACCUUCUGGCAACCCAAGACCCUGCGGCUCCAGAGGCAGCUCAGGAAUCCUCGAAAGAGCAUACCCAGGAGGAACCAGCUUGACCACCAUGCCAUCAUCACAUUCCCCCUGACCACUGAGUCAGUCAUGAAGAAGACAGAAGACAACACACUUGUGCUCAUUGUGGAUGUCAAGGCCAACAAGCACCAGAUCAAACAGGCUGGGAAGAAACUCUGUGACAUUGAUGUGGCCAAAGUUGGUGUUGGAGAGGAGAAAGUAUAUGUUCGGCUGGCUCCUGAUUAUGAUGCUCUGGAUGUUGCCAAUAAAAUUGGGAUCAUCCAGCUGGCUAAUUCUAAAUAUAUACCUUUUUCACCAUAA